AUGCUUCGUGGAAGGUCGCUGCACCUCGCACAGGUGCUUCUCACGGUAGCUCCUGCAUUCAUUACCUACGGAUACAAUCAGGCUGGAGUAGCACCGCUUGCAAACCUACAGUCAUGGGUUACUAUUUUCCCGGAAAUUGACACACUCAACACCGAUGGUGCCAUCAAGAAGAGAAACUCGACAAGAAAAGGCGCAGUCAUUGCCUCAUAUCAACUGGGGGCCCUUCUGGGAGCGCUCUCAUGCGCCCACUUUGGUGACCGUUUCGGCCGGCGCAGGACAGUUUUCAUGGCGACUAUCAUUACACUCAUUGGAGAGGUGCUUCAGACAUGUUCUUACGGCAUCAUUCAGUUCACCCUGGGUCGAGUCAUUCUUGGCAUCGGGGUCGGGCAACUGAGCGCUACCGUACCGGUAUGGCAGGCCGAAUGCAGUUCUGCAAAGCAUCGUGGGCAGCAUGUGGUAGUCGAUGGGAUUUGUAUGGUCCUUGGCUUCGUCAUCACAAACUGGGUUGCCUACGGGUUCGGGAAAACGGCCGGUGAAACGCAGUGGCGUGUCCCCUUGGCCUUGGCUCUUGCCUUUCCCCUGAUCAUUCUCGCAUCCGUAUUUAUGCUCCCUGAAUCACCACGAUGGCUGGUUCUGGUGUCUAAAAAGGACAAAGCAGCGCACAGUCUGGCAGCAUACAGAGGUCUCCCGGUCAAUGACGAUGCGGUUCAAAGAGAAAUUGCGAGCAUAGAGUCAUCGCUGGAGCUCACAGCACAGUCAAAGAACAUCACAUUACGAGAAUUAUUUAUGGGCGAUGAUAAGGAACGUCUCCUGUACCGAUUCGCUCUCUGUCUUGUUAUCCAAUUUUUCCAGCAAAUGUGCGGGGGCAAUUUGAUCUCCACCUACAUUUCAACGAUAUUUGAGGAGAAUCUGAACCUCAGUGAGGAGUUGUCCCGGAUCUUAGGUGCCAGCGCACUUACAUGGAAAUUUGUAUGCAACUUUAUUCCAUUUUUUGCAAUCGACCGCUUUGGCAGACGGAAGGUGUUCAUGUUCAGUGGGGCCGGAAUGUGUCUUUGCAUGAUAGUCUUAACUAUCACGACCAAGUUUGCUGAUGCCAGUCGGGGACUCUCAAUUGUCUCUGUGGUGUUUAUUUGGCUCUUCAACAUGUUCUAUCCCAUUGGGUUCUCUGGUGCAAACUUUCUCUAUUGUACUGAAAUUGCUCCUAUGCGUUUGCGUGUGGCGAUGUCAUCUGCGUCAACCGCAAACAAGUGGCUGUGGAACUUUAUCGUCGUUAUGAUAACCCCUGUCGCGCUUGAUACAAUUGGGUGGAGAUACUACAUUGUAUAUGCUGUUAUUUCUGCCUGCAUUCCUGUCACAGUGUAUCUCUUCUACCCAGAGACAAUGGGCCGCAAUUUAGAAGCCUUGAACGAGGUGUUCCACGAUGCCCCGUCCGCAUGGCAUAUCGUGGCGAUGGCGAGAAGACUUCCACAGGGAGAUGUGACGGAGUUGAACGGGCAGAUGGAGGAGGACAAGGUAAUCGUGGAGCAGAAGGAGCACGCUUGA
Messenger RNA from Aspergillus welwitschiae, 1542 nucleotides. RefSeq names its product sugar porter family MFS transporter. The transcript is spliced from 2 exons. Gene Ontology annotation, molecular function: carbohydrate:proton symporter activity. Gene Ontology annotation, biological process: transmembrane transport; carbohydrate transport. The record is from RefSeq and is a predicted model, not a curated record. Gene Ontology annotation, cellular component: membrane. Bases 1 to 1542 code for a protein of 513 amino acids. NCBI's taxonomy places the organism in Eukaryota, Fungi, Ascomycota, Eurotiomycetes, Eurotiales, Aspergillaceae.